AUGACCUUCAAGAUCGUCAUUGUCGGCGGUAGCGUCGCUGGCUUGGCGCUCGCCAACAUGCUCGAGAAGUUCAACAUUGACUAUGUUGUUCUCGAAGCCUAUCCUGAGAUUGCCCCCCAGGUUGGAGCCAGUAUUGGACUAUUGCCCAAUGGCUUGCGGAUUCUCGAUCAGCUCGGUUGUUACGAAGCGUACCGGGCUAAAGCUGAGGACCAAGUAUACCAACACGCCUACCUCAGGCGAGAGAAUGGUGAAAUCUUCAGCUACCAACAUGAUUUGAUGGACAUGUGGGAGAAAAUGUUAGGAUAUCCAAUGAUCUUCAUCGACAGGCAGAUGCUUAUUCAAGUUCUGUAUGAGAACUUGAAACACAAGGAUAGAGUGCUCACUUCUCAACGAGUUGUAUCCGUGGAAUUUACCGAAUCUGGUGCUCUUGUCACCACCAAAGACAACAAGGUCUUCAGCGGGGACAUUGUCGUCGGAGCUGAUGGAAUCCACAGCACGGUAAGGAAGGAGAUGUGGCGACAAGCGCCGACCGGAUACUUCCCUCUGGAUGAGGAAUCCAAGGUCCCCGCCUCCACUUUGUGUGUCUUUGGCAUCUCUCACAGGCCCAAGGCAUACCCCGGAGCCAGUCAGCACAACACGAUGUCGCCUGGUCAUAGCUACUUUGUAAUGGCUGCGCCGGGAGACCGCGUGUACUGGUUUUUGUUCAUGGAGUUGAAGACCCUCUAUGGUAGAGAUAUCCCGAGGUAUACCAAGGCCGACGAGGAGCGUAUUAUCAAGAAGCACUGGGACGACCAGAUUCCGGAAAACAUGACACUUGGUGACCUUUACGAGAAACGUAUUGCUACGACGCUGGCGCCGCUUCAAACCUAUGUCUUUGAGAAGUGGCACUACAAGAGGGCCAUCACCAUCGGAGAUUCUGCACACAAGGAACGUGCUCAACACAUUGUCAAGCAAGGCUACUGGCUCCAGGACGCCUUCACGCUACGAACCAGAAUGGGUAAGAUGAUUGCGCGUUACUUAAUGCCUUUGCUGGGCUCCUUCGGAGUCGUCUACCGAGGCGUCGAGUUCUGCGCCCCCGCAACGAAGCUGGAGAGACUAGAAGUGCCUCAUCGUCCUAGAGCGGUGUUGUUCGAGGAUGAGUUGCCAGCGAAGCCACUCAAGGGCUUGGGCAGUCUGAACAAGCUCUUCUCUGUCGCAUUCAUGUGUAUACUCUGUGCCGUCGCGGCAGGGGUGUUGCGUCUGCCUAGGAGCCUGGAGACGCUGGUCGACGUCCUGUGCUCUUCCAACCAUGGAGAUGCGUCGAUGCUGCCGGCUAUCGAGUUCAUGACCAACACUGCGGCGCUCAUUGCUCUCGCCUUGGCUGACUUGAACCGCGUGGGAAACCAGCUGACAUCUGUGACCUUAAUCGUAAUCUUUACCAUCUUCAACAACACGCUCGGCCCAGGUGGUUUUGCCCCAAUUUCUUGUGUCUUUGCUCAUUGGUCUUGCAACACCAUUGUCGGCAGACACGUUCCCCUCGAGAACGCCAAGAGGGUGUUGCCCAUCACGGCCGCGGGAUAUCUCCUACCCGCAGCCGUCGCGCUGUAUCGCCAGGACGCAAACUCAAUCAACGUCUGGCGCAAUGCGCCAAUACUGUGCUUCUUGUUGGCUAGGAGUCUCUCUGUGUUUGGACUACAAUCUGGAUCUCAGCAACCUGAGAACGAAGAGACCAAGUUACAGAGCACGAGAGAAAAGUACCAAAACAUGUUCGCCAAGGCAGAUCUCCCGGUUCUUGGCCUUGUCUACUACACGACUCUGGCAAUCUCCGCAGUCAUCCAUCUCACCAAUGUUGCUCUCUUCGGUUUGAAGUACAGCUUGUUUGGUGGUGAGAACGCGGCCUUGAUGGCUCUGGGUCUGUCGAAGCUGGAUAUUCUGAUCUUCACGUUCUGUUCGCUGCUGCUUGCCCUCGGCACGGCGCCGUGGAGUUUGCGACUUUGCGGAUACAUCAACACGAAGAAAGCCUUGACUCAGGCCGCAGCAGUGAUUCUGGGAUCGGCCGUUGUUGGUCCCGCGGCAACGCUCGCAGGUAUUACUGCGUAUCGAGAGGGUAUUGUCGCAGGUCUGAGCCAGUAG
Molecule: messenger RNA, 2112 nt
Organism: Colletotrichum lupini
Lineage: Eukaryota; Fungi; Ascomycota; Sordariomycetes; Glomerellales; Glomerellaceae
Product: FAD binding domain-containing protein
Exons: 5
Coding region: 1-2112 (703 amino acids)
Molecular function (GO): FAD binding
Source: RefSeq, a predicted model, not a curated record